Molecule: messenger RNA, 2122 nt
Organism: Coccinella septempunctata (seven-spotted ladybird)
Lineage: Eukaryota; Metazoa; Arthropoda; Insecta; Coleoptera; Coccinellidae
Gene: Dnz1
Product: palmitoyltransferase ZDHHC7
Exons: 5
Coding region: 118-921 (267 amino acids)
Biological process (GO): protein targeting to membrane; peptidyl-L-cysteine S-palmitoylation
Cellular component (GO): endoplasmic reticulum; Golgi apparatus
Molecular function (GO): protein-cysteine S-palmitoyltransferase activity
Source: RefSeq, a predicted model, not a curated record
AAAUAUAUUAUUAGGUCUAUGGUCUAUGCUUCAAACAAAACCGAAACAAUUACAAUUAUGAUUUGUGAUAAACAAAAAGAAUAUUAAACAGUUUUUGAAUUACUGCCUUUUCAAGAAAUGUUCGUAAAAGACCCCUGUGGUAUUGCUUGUAUUAUCGUAACUUACUCGGCCAUAUUUUAUGCAGAUUAUGUAGUCGUAAAAUGGAUAAUAUUACAAACGAUGAUUAAUAGUCUUUGGGGAGCAUUCAACCUUCUCACAUUCAAUGCUAUUAUAUUCCUCCUAUGUAUGUCCCACAUAAGGGCAGUAUUGACUGAUCCAGGAACCAUCCCUCUACCGGAAAAUAGAAUGGACUUUUCAGAUAUACAUUCAAACACUGACUUAGGAUGUGAUUUAGUAAAUUGGACAAUCUGUACAAGGUGCGAAACAUACAGACCUCCUAGAGCUCAUCAUUGUAGAAUAUGCAAAAGAUGUAUUUUGAGAAUGGAUCAUCAUUGUCCUUGGAUCAAUAAUUGUGUUGGAGAAAGAAAUCAGAAAUUUUUCCUUCAAUUUCUGAUAUAUGUCGGAGCUCUUGCUGGAUACUCAGUUAUUCUUGUUGUUUCCUCUUGGUUAGGUGAAUGUUCUACAUGUAGUGACGACAUUAUCAUCAAGCAAUCUCGAAUAAUGCAUUCUGUAAUUCUCAUGCUUGAGAGUACCCUAUUUGGAAUGUUCGUGAUGGCAAUUUUCAUUGAUCAGAUGCAAGCUAUCUUAGGAGAUGAAACAGCAGUGGAACAAAUAACCCAUCAAGGUCCUUACCGGCCCUACAAAUCAAUGAUGGCGCUCAUGACAGAAGUUUGCGGAAAUGACCAUCCACUGCUUUGGCUUUUUCCAUGUUCCUCUGUGCGUGGAAGAUAUGAAGAGAACCUGUUGAACUAUGAGGUGUAAAUAUUUCCUGUUUUUUUUUUUUUUUUGAGAAGGAAAAUCGAACAGGAGUUGCAUAAAAAAAAAGGAAUUUUUGCUUGUUAGCAUAAAUUUCAAUUUUGAAGUGAGUAAGUAUUAUUGAGUGACUUACGUAAUUUUACAAUCAAAAGUUGAGAUUAGGAAAUCUCAUUGAAAAUAUUAUUUUUCUCUGAUGUAGAAGAACUAUUCUCAUAAUUGAUGUGUAAAACUUCUUUUGAUGUAGGAUCCAUGUAUUCAUUUAAAUUUAUUCUCCUAUAUUCAGGUAAGAAAGUAAAUUCUGAACGAUUUUUUUUUUGUCAGGGAUCAGGUGCAAUAUAUAUUUAACUGAGAUUUUGGAAAAGCAGUAAAAAGUAUUUUUUUUAUAUUGUUUUUAUAUGUAUUAUUAGCAAAUGAAAAUCUUGACCAAGAAAAACAUAUACAACAUUCUUUCAAAUAGCAGAUGUGUGAUAAUGAGGAAAUAAAAAUAGUUGAAUUGAAAUAUAUAUUAUGAUAUAACGAAGAGAUAAUACCGAUAAACAUUCCAUUCACAGAUACUGCAGGGGACCAAUAUUUCGACUGUAUAAAUUUUAAAAGCAUGUCAAAAGCAUUGGAUGUUCUGAGCGCUCAGAAUUUUAAGACGCUCAUCAGUUCUAAAAAAUGCAUUUUGUGAUGGAGAAAAUGGAUUUUAUAAAAAAAUUUGCUAUUUAUAUUCUGUUUGAAUGAAGCUUCCGUAUCAAUGAAUUACUGAAAAAAACUAAUUUCCACUGAAAUAAGAGCAGCUUGCUGAAUUCAGCACUGAAAGUUAAAAUAUUCAGAAAUCACAUGCGCGGGCGUUAUAAAUAUUAAAUUUUAAUACUGAAUUUAGCAUAGUGGCAAGCGGCUCUUAGUCUCAUUGUAGUCAUGAGAGUAAGUGUAAACUGUUGAACAUUCGGUAUUCGAUCAAUAUCCCGCACCACUAUUUUGAUUCACAUAAAUGAGAUUUAGGAAAAAAAUUUUUGUUUCUGACAUGACAUCUGUAUGCCUAUUGUCACUUCACUAAUCUUUUGAGGAAGAAAAACUUGAAUUAGGAUUAGUUCUUUUUAUUUGUAAAUAUAUUUGUACAUUUAAUUUAUUGUAUCGUUAUUCUCAAUAUUAAGUGUGAACUUUGCAGCUUUUCCAAAAUAUAAUGCCAAAAAUGAUAUUAUUGUAAAUAAAAACUUCAACUUGA